UUGCAGCAGGGAUGACUUGUUUAGGAGGAUACAGCAGCAUGGACCCAGUAUAGACCCUAGUGAGUUUGGACUGGAGACUCAAGCUUUUGAAAUACUAAGAACUGAUUCCUGACCAGAGGUUCAAUUGCAGGUAAGGUUGUGGGACUGUGUCUGGAGCUCAACUUGACUGACCCUAGGGCAGCGGCAUGGCAUCAUCACCCCAGCGCUAUGGACGAUCAACCAGAGAUAUUGCCAACGUGAUGCAGAGACUGCAGGAUGAGCAAGAGGCGGUGCAGAAGAGGACUUUCACGAAAUGGAUCAAUUCCCACUUAGCAAAGCGUGUACCUCCCUUGGUGGUGACAGACCUGUUUGAGGACAUUAAGGAUGGCGUAAUGUUACUUGCCCUACUGGAGGUCCUGUCUGGACAGAAGCUGCCAUGUGAGCAGGGGAUGAAGCUGAAAAGAAUCCACUGGGUCUCCAAUAUCGGCACGGCUCUCACCUUCCUGGAGGGCAGAAAAUCUGCGUACAGGGGAUCCCCGAUCAAGCUAGUUAACAUCAACUCAACUGACAUCGCUGACGGAAGACCAUCUAUCGUCCUUGGGUUGAUGUGGACAAUAAUCCUUUAUUUUCAGAUAGAGGAGUUGACCAGUAACCUGCAGGCCUUCCAGGCCCUCUCAAGCAGCAGCUCCUCAGUGGACAGUUCUGAAACCACCAGCCCGCCUGUCAAGAAGAAGCCCCACCCCCAGUUCUAUGGAGGAGCCAGGAAGGCCCUACUUAAGUGGGUCCAGCAGACCGCCACCAAGCGUAUUGGGAUCGAUGUGAAGGACUUUGGGCCGAGCUGGCGUACAGGUGUGGCAUUCUUUGCAGUCAUCCUCUCUCUUCGACCAAACUUGGUUGACAUGGAGCAAGUGCGAAGGAGAGCCAAUCGGGAGAACUUGCAGGAAGCUUUCUUAUUGGCCGAGACUGAGCUGGGGAUUCCACAGCUGCUUGACCCAGAAGAUGUGGAUGUGGACAAACCGGAUGAGAAGUCCAUUAUGACAUAUGUGGCCCAGUUUCUGAAGCACCACCCUAAACCUGGUCCCCAGCAAUGCAGCGACGAGGACUCCCAGUCUGAGGAAGAGAAUGUUCUGGCUCCUCAAGAUAUUGAGGAGAUGUUAGAGAGGGAGCAGAGUAAAGGCCUGAGGGAACUGAAGACCUGGCUGGACCAGCUGGAGCGAGACGCAGCACAGUCCCAGGAGGCCCAGGGUAACCUCAGCCAGCAGUAUCAGUCCUUUAAGAGUGUACGUGUCCAGUUGGAGAUGAGAAGGAAGCAGGUGGAGGCGGCGCUCUUGUCCACACAGAAGGAUGGCAUGUUGACCGCCAACCAGGCUUUGGUCAAACAGGCCUGGGAGAGAAUGUCCAACAAGCUUCUGGAGUGGCAUCUACAACUGGACAGGGCUCUGCCCGCGCCCCUGGGUGUGGUGGGGGCGUGGCUGCACCAGGCUGAGGGGGCGCUACGCCAGGAGGUUUCCAUCCAGCAGGGACACGGCGAGAUGGUUGUCACCGUCCACAGGAUCCUGGAGCAACACAAGGACAUCCUCAAAGGGCUUGAAGGUCACCAGAAGGUCUUCCAGAGGAUCCAUAAAGACAGAAGUGUCAACGGAAUCCUCGUUCCCCCAGAGCAGCUGCAGGACCUUGCUGAGAGGAUUAACUUUGUGUCGACCUCAUCGAACGUUCACUUGGCCAAGAUCGAGUUCUGGGAGAAUAAGCAUCGCAUGCAGGCGUUCCUGAUGCUGGCUGAAUCCAAUCUCAAUUCUUGGAUAAUCAAAUAUGGCCCACGGGAAUCAGUGGAGAUAAUGUUACAGAAUUAUGUUUCAUUUGUUGAUAGACAACAGUUCUUUGAGAAGUAUGAGACCUUGUUCCAGGCUCUAAAACAUUCUGCUGAGCUCUAUGUCAAGGCUGAUUUUACAGUGGAUGAUGGGGAUGCUGGGGUGAGAAUGUUCAUGCAGGAUGUGGUGACCCAGUGGAGGAGCCUGUCAGUGGAGAUGCGCAGUGUGAGGAGCAUGCUGGAGGAGGUGCUCUCGAACUGGGAGAGGUACCUCGCCACCGUGACCCAUCUACAGGCCUGGCUGGAGGAUGCAGAGGUUGUCCUGAGCCAGCCCGAAAACAUCAAGCGGGAGUUCUUCCGGAACCUUCCUCAGUGGAUGGAUCAGCACUCUGCGAUGAACGAUGCUGGGAACUUCCUGAUAGAGACAUGUGAUGAGACGGUGUCACGUGACCUGAAGCAGCAGCUGCUACUUCUGAACGGGAGGUGGAGGGACCUGUUCAUCAAAGUCAAACAGUACGCCCGCGGAGAUGACCUGGCCAAGUGGAGAAUGGACUACCUUAGGGCUAUGUCUUCCCUGAAGGAACUGCUAGACAGUGCAGAGGGGAAGCUCACAGCCCCUGUUCAGGUCUCCUUCCUUAACGUGAGGUCCUUCCUCCAUGACGUGGAGAACACCAAGCAAAAGGUUGCUGCCAUGGAGACGCAGUACAAGUUGGCCGCCCGCAGUGCCCAGCUCCUGGCCAAGGAUGCCCCGCAGGAGGAGGGCACCAAGGCCAUGGUUACUAUGACAACGGUCAAAGGUCAACUCAGUAAGGUGAGGGAGAGGUGCCCGUCUCUGGUGAGGGAGUGCCAUGGACUGCUCCCCCUGCUGGAGGAGAUGGAGAAGCACAUCACUGGGUUCUACCAGGCUCUGGAGAAGGCCAGCUGGAUCACUGCUGCAGACAGACACUCAGGCCCUCAGACCCAGAGCCAGAACCUACCCCAGGGCCAGGGGCAACAAAGAAAUAAGUGGCAGGACCUCCUCAGUCAGCAGCAGAGCUGUAAGAGAUGUGUGUCUGUGAUUGAGAGGAACCUCCACGCUUUGCAGAGGGCUCUCUCCUCCAGCAAGGCCCUGAGGAACUUUGACCUGACCUUCCUUCAGAAGACAGUGGCCGAGAUUCAGACCUCGGCACAGGGAUUGUUGAAGGAGGUGGGAGAGUGGAGGAGACAGGAGGAGGCCAAUAGCACCUUGAGGAGAAGGUUUGAGGAGUCUCGUCAGGACUUGGAGAGGGUGCUGAAGGUUGCAUCAAACUGUCUGAAAGAGGAAGGAGACCCAGAGGAGCUGCUGAGAAAACAAAUGGAGUUCUUUGGACAGUUGGAUCAACGGGCACUCAGUACAUUUCUGAAGGCCUGUGAUGAGCUGACAGACAUCCUACCAGAGGAGGAGCAGCAUGCGUUGCAGGACACCGUCAGGACGCUGCACAAACAGUGGAAGGACAUCCAGAUGGAGGCCCCGAGCCACCUGCAGCGUCUGAAGCUGGCGGUGGAGCGUGGCCGGGUGGGGGUCGCUUUGCAAGAAUGCAGGGCUGAGCUUGCCAGAGAGAACCAGGCGCUGACCACCAUAUCCAGCGAGACGGUCAUCAGAGAACACAGGGCCUACUUUAAAGAAAAAGACCCCCUCAGCGCGUGUGAGAAGAGGAUUGAAAGCAUGAAGGAGCUCUGCUGCACGCUGCCCGACAACGACUCGGCCAAGCAGACACUAGACUCCACCAUAAGGGACCUGGCGGAGGUCAAAGGUCAGAUCGAGGCCACCCACCUCAAGCUGCAGCAGCACCCCGACAAGUGGAGGGUGUGGAACAAAAGGUUCUCUGAGCUCUCUGAUUGGCUUUCAUCUCAGAGGAACCAGAUGAAGCUCCUGAGGAAGAGAGCAAGAGAGCCCUCCCACCAAGAACAGAAAGAUAUUGCAGUCCGGGAGCUCCAGAAGGCUGCAGAAGGUCAGGAGGAGUGCCUGUCCUGGCUGAAGAGCCGACUGGAUGUGCUGACAGAGGUCAGUCCUGAGGUGGAGGCUAAAAGACAGACUACUGCCCUGGCCAAACUCUCCUCUGACCUCAGCACCUUCUGUGGCUCUCUCUCUGAGUGGAGUCAGGAGGUGUCAGUGGGGGUGGACAGUGAGGAGCUCAGGGAGGAGGUGCGUGGGACUCUGGAAGAGGUUCUGAGGGCUCAGAGGGAUGGUCAGGACCAGAUCGGCAGGAUCCUGGAGGCCGAGAAUCCAGAGGUGGCCAGGCAGCUGCUCCUCACACAUCUGCAGCACCUGAAGCGCGUGGAGACCUGCAGGAAGGAGGCAGAGCUACUGGUCUCUCAGUGUCGCCAGCUACAGAAGGGGGAGGAGCUUAGUAGCUCGCUACGGGAACUAGAGGCCGCUUUCCAAGAGGUUGACCUCAAAUUUGGGGCACAGGAAUACAAUCUGCAGGCCACCCUGGCUGCAUGGCAGGAGUUUGAGAAAGAGAGGGAGGCAGUGUGGCAGUUUGUCAGCAAUACCAGCUCAUACCUACAGAGGGAGCUCAUCUUCAGCAGCUUAGACAGCCUAUGGGCUGAGCUUCGGUAUACCAAGGAUCUCCACAGGAAGAGCGAAGGCUUUGUGGUACGGACUGACAUCCUGUUGAGGAAGGCAGCAGAGAUUCAGCUGGCUCCUAAGAACCAGACACUUCUACAGCAGCAAGCCAAGCAGGCCAGACUACAAGUCACUCAACUGGAGGACAGCCUCAAACACAAUGUUGAUCAGCUGGACAUGGUGUGUGUGUGGUGGGAGCGUUUUGUCAGGGAGUCCAAGGCCUUCUCCUCCUGGAUCUCGGAGAGAGAGCGGGAGCUGGAAACUGUGGACCCCACGUCCUCCUCCUUAGACCCCCUUGAAGAACACCUUAGCACGUUGGAGUCUGUCGGAGGGGCACUGAAAUACCAGGGUGCCAUCUUGUCCCAUCUGGAGGUUGAGUCAGAGGCACUGUCAGGAUUUUUGACCCCAGGGGAGGCGGCGCGUGUUCGGGCGCGGUUGGCUCAGAUGGGGCGUUACUGGGAGGAGCUGAAGGAGAGUGUGGAGCAGCUAGGGGGACAGCUCAACCAGAGCGCCUCCUGCAGGCAGAGGUUCAACGACAACCUGGAACAGGUGAAGAAAACAAUUGCUGACCUCAAAGAGAAGCUAGACAAUCCCAUCGAUGGCUUUACAUCCUCCUCUGAAACAUACAGAGCACUUCAAGAACACAUGGACGUAAACCAAGCUUUGGAGCAGUUAAAGCCCAGGUUGGAAGCUCUGUGCUUGGGUAAGAAGAGGCUGGGUGAAGGAAGUCUGCUGGAGGGAGAGGUAGCUAACCUCCUUAAGGUCAACAGAGAGUACAUAGAGCAGGCUACUGCAAAACAGGCUACACUGGAAAAACUGCUGACAAUAUGGCAAAGGUAUGAGAAGGAGAGUUCCAGCCUCAGGUGCUGGUUAGACAGAUGUGAGUAUGUCUGCUGCCCAGACUCUCAUCUGCUCCCUACAGACAAAGCAAAGCUAAUAAAUGAACUGCAAACUGUACAGGAAAUGCAGAGUGAUUUGCCAUGUAAUGAAGGUUUGGUGCGAGGUUUGAUGAGUUUGGGGGCGUGUCUCUACACUAACAUGCCAGAGAGGCAGGGCAAGGAACUCUCCGAUGACAUCACUGAGCUGGAGGAGAAAUGUACCUCUGUGAAAGACAUUCUAAUGAAAAGGCUCCAGCAGUUGCAAACCCAGCUGUCACAGUUAGACCUGUUUGACGAGGCUCUGCUGACCCUUACCCAGUGGAGCGUGGACUUCCUGUCUGUCCUCAGAAACACUUCCCAGGUCAACAUAGUUAACCUGCAGGCUGCUGUCACUCAAGUUAAGGAGCAUGAGGCUUCCCUCCGGGAGAAAACAAACCUGAGAGAGACCUUGCAGCAGAGAGAGUCCUCCCUUCUCUCCUCCUCUAACCCCGAGGAGCAGCAGCACCUACAGGACCGGAGGGAGGACUGCCUCCAGCCCCUCAGCGAAGCCCAGCGCCUGCUCCUCCUUCGUGGGGAGAGCCUAGCCGAGCUGGGUUGCUUCCUCCAAAGCCACAGAGCUGCAGCUGUUGCGGUCAGGGGCCUUCGGGAAGCUGUGGAUGGCAGGGGGAGCUGGGACCAUUCCAAGGCCGAAGAGUUGCACCAGAAGCUGGGGGAGGUGGCUGGGGAAGUAGCCCAUCUGGAGGCUCAGGCGGUGAGGCUGGAUGGAAGGCUCAGCAAGGCCCACCUCCACCUGUGCGGAGAGGAGUGGGAAGGCUCCAACAAGGAGGAUCUGGGUCAAGUUCCUUGCCAGAAGAGGACGUCUUGCAGGGGCCAGGCAGUGGCCCUCAUUGUGGCCUUGGAGGAGGUGCAGAGGAGUCUGGGAUGGAGGCAGAGUGAGGCUGAGGCACUGGGAGCACUGUGGGAUUCCUUCAGGGAGCGAAGGGAGGAGGUGAUGAUGAGCCUGAGUGAGCUGGAGGAGAGGGCAAGGCAGGAGGGGGCCAGAGAGGGCAGCAUACUGGCCUUUCAGAACAGGUUGCGGUUCUUUGUCCAGCUGGAAGAUGAGCUACAGUCUAUGCAGCACUCCCGUCAGUGGCUUGGGGAGAAGGGAGGCCAGCUGGCCCGGAGAGACAGCGAGCUGGCUGGGGAUGCUCUCAGGCAGGUGGGCCUAGUGGAAACCACCUGGGAGAACGUCAGGAAGAUCAUCACUGAUGGCCAGGAGCAGUGUGGAGUCUUGGUGGACCUGCUACGUCAGUUCCAUUCCCUGAGAUCAACCCUUAAUACCACUGUAGAGAACGCCCUUGCAGUCACCCAGAACCAGCCUGACCACAACCAGACUCCAGAAGAGGCCAGGAGAGCACUCACACGGCACGAGGCAGUGAUAAUGGAGCUAAGCGGAGGACAGGAGGACAUGGACCUGUUCAUCAGCACCGGAGAAGACCUGCGGAGGCAGCUAGAUGACAUUCCACAAUGUGACUCCCACAGCAUUCAAAGACAGAUGGACACACUGAGGGACCACUGGCUGCAGGUAUCUGAGAGGAUCCACACCAACUCUGAAAGACUGACCCACUGCGUGUCCUUAUGGGAGGAAUUAAAGUCCAUGGAGCAGGACAUUGACCAAUGGGCAGCAGCCUCCAUUGCUGACCUCACUGAGUGUUUGGCCAAUCUUAGUAAGAAGCAGAGGACCGAGACACACCUUGCCACCUUUCAGGUGGAACUAGAGAGGAGACAACAAAGGCUGGAUGCCCUGCAGGAGAGGGUGAGCAAGCUGAAGGAUCUGGCCAAGCUCCCGGAGACCCCCAUCCAGCUGCAGGUGAUGGAGGGCGACCUGAGAAAGAAGAUCAGCCAAGCCCAGGAGGUAUAUGACCAGGCGAGACACUCUCUGACCUACUUCAGCUUCCAGAGCCAACGCCUGGAGGACCUCACGUCCCAGAUGGCCGAGCGACUGGAGCAUGUGGAGAGAUCCCUGUCCGAGCUCUCUGAACCAUUCAGACCAGAGGAUAUGGCAAGAGUAAAGGAUCUCCAGAGCACCCUACAGCUUCAGAGAGCUGAUAUGGACUCAGCCAGGGAGACCCUGAGUUGCUUAUGUACGUCCCACCCAUCUCAGGAGCUGACCCGUUCGUCCGCUGACCUCACCCUGCUGGCCAAGCGGACCGAGGCCGCGGCCCAGCUCUGCUCCCGGACCCGCGGGACCUUGCAAGACGCGCUGCAGCUAGGCUUCAACGAUGUUGUUCAGGAGUUUAACUUGUGGAUCUCAGAACGGAAGGCAGAGCUGAAAGAAUGUUCUGACCAAUCAGGUGACGUCACCUUCCUGGGAACUAAGGUGGAUAGGCUAAAGGUGGCGCUGAAGUGUUUGGAGGAGGACGAGCAGCGUCUGGGCAAGGUGCGGGCAGAGGCUGACAAGCUACUGCUCCACCUGUCAAAAGCGGGUUCAGGACAGGUGCAGGAGCGCCUCUCCUCCUGUGAGAGGGACUGGGAUGGGUACAAGAAAGGGUGUAGGCAGACCCAAAAAGAUCUGGAGGAGAGCAUCACCCUAGUGAACGGGUUUGAGGGCCAUUUGGAGGGGCUGAGGGACUGGCUAGAACAGAUGGAGACUAGCCUGAAGAGAGAGCCUCCUCUGGGGGAAGAAGGACAGACAGGACUCCUUGACAGCACUGAUGAGUUGGAAAGAGUGGAGGAGAUCCACAGAAAGCUGCUGACAAAGAGGAGUUCUUUGGAUCGUCUCAGCCAGGAGGCCCGGUCUUUACAUGAGGUGGGUCGUGGCUGUGGAGGUGAGCUGAAGGCUGCAGCCCAGCUCCAGACCCACCACCAGGCUUUGCUGCAGAGUGCCAGGGAGCACCUGCGAGGCUGCCUGGAGAGCCAGGCAUUCGGAGAGACCCUGCAGGGUGUGUGGGUCUGGCUGGAAGAUAUCCAGGAGCGUCUGGGAGGUCUGGGGAGCACCAUGGGCAACAAGAAGGAGCUGGAGGAGAGGCUGGAGCAAGUACAGGACAUCCUGCUUCUGAAGGGUGAGGGCGAGGUUAAACUGAACAUGGCCAUGGGGAAGGGCGAGCUGGCCAUCAGGAGCAGCAGUGGGAAGGAGGGACAGGAAGUGAUCCGCUCUCAGCUGCAGGAAGUGGAGGACGUAUGGGCCACAUUGCUGGUGACCGCCAUGAGCUGCCAUAGUCGCCUGGAGUGGACGGUGGCCCAGUGGGGGUGCUACCUGGACAGUGAGGCCCAGCUGCAGCACUGGUUGGAGGCAGUAGAGGGGGACAUAUGUGGCCCUCUCACCCCCCAGCCGGGCCUCAGAGAGAAGGCUUCCCAACUGGAGAGACUGCGGGCCCUGCUGGCUGACCUCCAGGAACAUCAGGGCUCGCUAUCCAGUUUGGAGGAGAGGGCAGCGGAGCUCUUCAAGAAGACAGGCGACGCUGCUUUCAGCCGGGAGGCCCGCGCCGAGCUGCGGGCGCAGUUUGAUGACCUUGUAACGCUUGUGGAGGAAAGGGUGAGACUAUCAGAAGGCGUGGUCAGGGAACACCAGCAGUAUCUGGAAACUGUGAGGGAGCUCACUGAUUGGCUGAUAUCAGCAGGGGAGGAACUACAUCGCUGGUCUGACAUGUCCGGAGACUCCGCCUCCAUACAGAGGAGACUGGCAGAAGUGAGGGAGCGGGUGGAGUGUCGGCUCCGUGAGGGCCGCGAGCGUCUCAGUCGCGUCCGUCGAAUUUCCGAAGCCACUGCUGAACACACCGCAGCUGGAGGCUGCGAGGCCAUGGACCGCCAGUUGGGGGCGCUAGCCCAAGCUCUGGAGCAGUGGGAGGGGGCCGCACUGAGGGCCCGCGAUGGUCUGGAGGGGGCACUGGCCGCGGUAACCGAGCACGAGAAGGAGUACGGGCGUCUGACCGCCAGGCUGGAGGAGGGGCUUAAGGAGCUUGAUGGGCGGCUUAAAGGGUGGAGCCAGGAGCUGGGCCGAGCGGAGGGGAUGAGCGGUGGGGAGGACGUGGUGGAGGGGUGGCAGCUGGCUAAGCAUACGCUGGAGGGUUUGCUGAGCGCUGAGUCCAUGGCAGACCGGCUAAAGGCUCAACUCAACGAACUUGUCCGCUACUCUAGAGACCUGGGAACUCAGCCGGAUAUGGUCACCACUGUCAUCAAACAUCACAACAGUCUAAGUUUGCGUGCUUCCAGAGAGUGCCAGAACAAGGAGCGUCUGCUGGAACAGAGGUUCAGAGCAUCCCUCAGGGACUUCCAGCAAUGGCUGGUCAACGCUAAGAUCAGCACGGCCAAGUGUUUCGACGUCCCCCAGAGUGUCUCCGAGGCCUCCGCCAGCCUGUUGAGGAUACAGGAGUUUCUGAGUGACAGGGAGCAUGGCCAGGCCAGACUGAGUGCUGUAGGGGCCAGCAGUGAGCUGCUCAUGGCUGUUGUACCUAAAGACAAAGUGGAUGGCGUCAAGGCUAAGGUAGCAAACGCCAGAGACGACUGGAAAUGUCUCAUGACCAACCUACAGAUGAGGGAGACCGCAUUAAAGAACCUGCAGUCUCAGAUGAGAGACUUUGAAGUCAGCGCUGAGCCACUCCAGGAUUGGCUGAACAGCACUGAGGUCAUCGUUCAGGAGAGCAGCACUCGGCUUCAUGACCUCCCAGCCAAAAGAGAGGAGCUCAGCAAGUUACAGUGUGUGUUGGAGGAGCUGUCGUGUCGUGAGGCUGAGCUGGCUGGGUUGAGGGAGAGGGCCCACCAACUCUGGGAGGGCCAGGCCGCAGGAAAGGGCUUCGUCCACCGCGUGUCCCAGCUGUCUGCGCAGUACCUGGCCCUCAGCAACCUCACCAAGGACAAAGCCUCCAGGAUUGAACGUAUUGUAGGAGAGCACCGUUUGUUCUCCCAGGGGCUAAAAGAGCUUCAGGACUGGGUGUCUGAGGCAGAGAGGGUCCUGAGCACCUGCCUCUCCCCCACUGCUGAUAAGACUGUACUGGAUGACAGGAUGAUACAAUUGGAGGCCCUGCUGGCAGCCCGUCAGGAGAGGGAGAUCCAGCUGAAGAUGUUGCUGACACGUGGUGAGGCGGUCCAAAGGAACAGCUCUGCUGAGGGGGUGCCCGUGGUCCGAAAACAGAUCCAGGACCUCAAAGACUCCUGGGAUUCUUUGCUGUCGGCCUCCAUUCAGUGUAAAAGUCAGCUGGAGGGGGCGCUGUCCCAGUGGACCAGCUACCAGGAGGAUGUGGCUCAGUUUGUGGUGUGGAUGGAGCGUGUCGAGGCCACUCUGGGCUGCUCCGACAGACCAUACUCUGAGAUGAGGGACAAGACUGCUAACCUAGGAAAGACCAAGCUUCUAUAUGAGGAGGUACUGAGUCAUAGCAGUCCACUGGAGACCAUCGCCACAAAGGGAUCCAACAUGGCUGAACACUGCACUACCCAGCAGGAGGUGCGCAGUCUACAGGAGAGAUAUGCCACCAUUACAGACAAGGCCAAGGCUGCAGUCAGCAAGGCUAAGGAGUUGGUCCUGGCCCAUCAAGAGUACCAGAGGGGUCUGCACAUGUUUGAAGACUGGCUGGAGCAGGAGCAAGGAGCCCUCUCCACUCUGUCACACCCGGAGGGAGAUGUGGACACUCUGGAGAACACGCUACAGCAGAUACAGAUCCUCCAGGAGCGCUGCUCCCAAGGCCAGUCCCUGCUCUCUUCAGUUCUGUUGAGUAGGGAGGGGGUGAUCUCGUGGGGUGCCCCGCAAAUCGAGGACAGAGCUCUAGACACGGCCCAGCGAGAGUGGGGGGCCUUCCAGGCCAGGCUGGGCGAGACCAGGGACUCACUGGGCUCCACUCUGGGCAGGCUCAGGCAGAUGGGCCAAAAGUUCCAGAACCUGGCCCUGUGGCUGGACAACAUGGAGGGGAAGGCCAAUAUCCGUGGUCAUCGCAGAUCUGACAGAGCCACCAAAGAAGCCCAGCUGAAGCAGCUCCAGCUUUGGCAGGAGAGUUUGUUAGCCCGACAGAGUGAGGUGGACGGGUUGUCCGCCCUGGCCCACCAGGUGCUGGAGGAGACCCACAUCAGCAGCCGGGUCAGCGCCAGAGCAACACAGCUCACAGCCCGGUACCACGCCCUGAUACUCAACGUACAGGAGAGCAUCAAGCAACUGAAGGAGGAGCUCGGGAGCAUUGAGGAGGCAGAGAAACUGUGUGUGUCCUUCUCUGAUUGGCUAAAAUCCGCCCAGAAGAACUUCAGAACCGUGACGGGCAGCACAGAGCCUCUAGACCGUGUUGCCAUGGAAAAGAAAAUGAAGAAAGUAGAGACUCUCCAGGCUGAGCUCCAGCAAGGCCAUGGCCUGCUCAAGGCUCUGAGGGAGCGGGCGGAGUGGGCCGCAAGUUUCCUGGAAGAGGUUGGAGCUGAGUGGCUGGGAGGGGAGGUGGAGGCCCGGCUAUCCCAGCUUGAGGAGCUGGCCGGCAGUCUGCGUCGGGAGCACAGCACCCUGGAGAGGGCUGUGUGUUUGGCCAAGGAGUUCCAGGACCGGUACAAGGCCCAGGCCCAGUGGGUGGUGGAGACUAAGGCCAUGCUUGGUGGCCCCCUGGAGCCCAAAGCUGAACUGUACCAGAAGAGAGCUCAGCUGGCCAAGUACAAGGCCCUGUUGCAGACGGUCCAGUCUCGUGACUCCGCAGUGAGGUCGGUGGUGGAGAGGGGAGAAUCUCUGCUCGUCUCAGUCCAGUACCCCUCCAUCAGAGACAACAUGAAGAGGCUAGAGACGGACUACGCUGAGCUCCGCAGCGCUGCCAUGGCCAACGUGCAGCGCCUGGAGGGCCAGGUGAAGGAGCAGGAAGCGUACCACGCGGAGCUACAGGAAGUGGAAAGGUGGCUGCUGCAGAUGUCCAGCAGGAUGGUGACCCCUGACCCCGCGGCGGGCGGAGGCCUGGAGGCAGCCACUCAGCAGCUGGCCAGCCACAAGGCCAUCAUGGAGGAGAUUGCAGGCUUCGAGGAUCGCCUGGCUGGGCUGAAGGAGAGGGGAGAUGACCUGGUGGAGGGCUGCAGUGAGCACGUGCAGAGCAGGCUGAGGCAGCAGGUCCAGGCCCAGCAACAAGGCACCCGAGACAGCUACUCAGCCAUCUGCAGCACGGCACAGAGGGUGUAUCAGAGUCUGGACCGUGAGUUGCAGAGGCAUGUCAGCCUGCAGGAUGCUCUUCAGCAGUGUCAGACCUGGCUGGUGUCAGUGUCAGAGGAACCAGAUGCACAUCUGCCUCUUAGCCUGGAGGAGGCGCUACAGCAGGUGAAACACGAGCGGACUCUCCAGGAGCAGGCCAGUACCUACCUCCAGCUAGUGUGUUCCAGCUGCGACCUGUCGGAGCAGAGGGUGAGGGAGACGGCCCAAGACAUCCAGCAGGUGAAGCUACAGAUCGAGGAGAAGAUGCUUGUUUGCGUGGAGGUGGCAGAGAGCUGGAGAGAUGUUCAGGAGCAGCGGGCCGAUCUGGAGGCCCAGCUCAGAGAAACAGAACAGCAGCUUCAGAAUCUCUCCAGGAGAUCCGCUGAACUGGAGCCCAAGAUUGCCCAGAACCAACUGGAUCAGGCUCAGGAGUUCCUCCAGCAGCUCAGGGUGAAACAGGCCGACGUUAACCAGCUGAGUGAGGCUGUGGUUGGGCUGACAGAGGGCCAGGCAUCCCCUGCCCUAGAAGUGAUGGGAGUUCUGCGGAGGGCCUGGGAGGAGUUGGGGAGGAGGGCUGAGGAGCUGGAGGGGCAGAGGGGGGAGGACAUGCAGAGGAGCGGGGAGUACCACGAGUGUGUGGCGGCCGUGGAGGAGCUCUUCCACCAGGUGUCCAGGGAGUGGGACUAUCUGGCCAGGGCAGACACAGAGAGCACCAGUGAGCACCUCGAGGCUCUCAGGAAGCUGUGUUCUGACUUGAGGGACCAGAGAGGAACUCUUGAGGAGCUAAGGGAACAGAGACAGGCCAUUUUGCCACGCCUCAGUCUGCUAGACAAGGAGCUGGUCAAACAACAGGUGGGCCACUUGGAACAACGCUGGUUCCAGCUGGAGAGCCUUAUCCAGGAGAAGAUCCAAGAGUCCUCCACAACUCUGGAGGAACUGGGCCGGGUGGAAGCCCAGCUAAGGGAAGCCCGCGAGUGGGUGGAGGAGCAGCGCCCUGCCUUAACAUCAGCCCUGAAGACCAGCCCUCCUCCAGACCUGGCACAGAGCUUCCUGUUCGACCACCUGAGUGUGUGUGUGGAGCUGGAGGCUCGGGGACAGCUGCUGGGCCUGGCAGUAAGCGAGGCCCAGUCUUUGGCCUCCAAGUUGGGCCUCAGUGAGAGGAGACGCCUUCAGGAACUGGUGCUCCAGGCCCAGGGAGAGGUGGAGGCUCUGGGGGCCAGGGUGAGCCAGCGGAGAAAGUACCUCAGCAAGGCCUUUACAGAGCGGAGCCAGUUUCUCCAGGCUGUUGGGAGAGCUCUUUCCUGGGUCCAGCAGCAGGAGAGGAAGGUUUUAGUGGACGACCAUGUUGCGCUCCUACCUGCUGACCUAGCCAAGCAGGUUGUGACCAGUCGAGGGGUUCUUAGCGGCCUGCGGGCCUACCAAGGGGAGCUUGCCUAUCUGUGGGCCCAGGGACGUGACCUGGAGAGGGAUGCCACAGACCAGGAACGAGAGGAGACUCUGGCCAGGCUCAAGGAGCUCCAGAAGGUAUUUGAGACAGCUUUCCAGAGAACCACUCAGCGCCUGCAUGACCUGGAAAAAGCCCUGACAUCCAGGAAGUACUUCAAGGUUGACCUCGAUAGGACGUGUCAUUGGCUGAGAAGGGCGGACGCCAUUACAUUCCCUGAGAUCGACUUCACCUGCGACGAUAAGGACGAUUCAGAACUGGAAGGUCAAAUGGUUAAGUUUCAGAAUGUUCUAGAGCAGGCGUCAGAGUACGAGAACCUACUGCUCAUCGUCCAGAGGGUGGGACAGGAGAUUCUCCCAACGUUAAAUGAGGUAGACCACUGCCACCUGGAUGAAAAGCUCAACGCCCUCCCUCAACAAUACAACAGCAUCCUAGCAUUAGCCAAAGAGAAGAGGGACAGGAUCCAGCAGGCUAUCCUAGAGAGAAAAGACUACCGGUGCUUCUUCAGUGUCACUUUGAGUGCAUUGGAGGAGAUUCAGGAGCAGUUAGACGUCUUAACGAAACAGCCAAUCAGCCUUCAGGAACAAGAAGUCGCUUGUCUCCGUGACAAUCAUACAGACCUAUCUAUAAGCCUGGCCCAGCUGAGCCCAGCUGUUAGAGAGCUGAGAGGAAAGAAUGAGGGGUUUCUCAGCAGAGGUCAGAAAUCCCAUGCUGAGGAGACCAAAGAGCUGGUUAACCUCCAUAUCUCUCUGAAGACGAACAUUGACCAAAGAUUAAAACAUUUAGACAACUUAGUGAAAAUCUUGGCUGAGCAGAAAGCAACAUCAGCUAAACUAGACUCUGAGUUGAAGUCAACAAAAGAGCAAUUAAACAGACUGAAGUUGGACUCUGAGACUAAUAGUGCAGAGACACUGAGGAGUCUUCACACACUGUUGGAAGAUCUGGAAAUGGUGAGUUUUCACCUAGAGAGACUCAAACAACAGGCGGAACAGACCGAAGACCUCAUAUCGAAUUUAGAUCCUUCCUCCAUCAAGUCCAACAGAGAAGUUGUGACCUUGCAUCAAAAAGAGCUUCAGUCUCUAAGGUCAAAUGUUAAAGAAUGCAUUUCAGAAUGUGAAAACCAUCUCAUGAAGGAUAAAGACUUUGAGAAAGGGUUUGGACAAACAUUAGAUUGGCUAAAGAUUCUUAUUAACAAGCUUGGGGAACCAUCGGCCCUUUCAUGGGUGAAAGUUGAGAGGGUAGAGGAGGAGGUCAGGAGACUGAAGGUGGUAGUGGAGGAGGUGCAGUCCAGACUAAGGGUUGCAGAUGCCAUUGGCAACAGGGAAAAGCAGAGAUUUAGCAGUCGGAAUGAGACCCUCCCUGACCAUGUUGAUGCUCAACUACAGGAACUGGCAAAACUAAGAGCUGAUGUCCAACAAACACUUUGCACCAAAAAGCUGAGUCUGGAUCAGACCCUGUCACUAAUCCAGAAGUACCACUCCACCCAGCAGUCAGCCCAACAGUGGCUGGACAAAGCCGGGUCUUUCCUUCAUAGAAGCACCCUGGGAGUAGACCUAGAGAACCUGACAGAGAGUCUUGGGGAGAUGGAGGAGAUUUUAGCCCAGGAACAAGGCUUUGUGGCUGGUUUAGAAGAGCUGGAGACCCUGGGUGCCCAGCUGGAUCUGAUGGGUCUGGGAGUGAAAAAGGACACGGGAGAAAGUGAAAGAAAGAAUGAAGUUGUGGAAGUUAUGCAAAAGAAGAGUUUAGAGGUCAAAGAGCAACUGAGGGGUCAACAGGAUAUUUUACUGAGCUCUGUUGCUAAGUGGCACACCUUUCAGAAGGAGAGAGAGGAGCUGAUUGGACAGAUGGAUGAAACCGGAAGUAGGAUGUCUGCAUUCCCCUCGGCUAAGGCCGCCAAUAGCCAGGAGGCUGAGGACAAAUUCCAGAGUUACAAGUCUCUUGUUAUUCAGAUAGAAGGGUGUGAAGCCAUCCUGAUUGCAUUAAGAGAGAAGGCCACAGAAUUGGAGAUGGUUGGAUCAGAGUGCAGUAAAGCUGUUGUUGGUCACUCUGUGUCAUCUCUAUGGCAGCGCUGGACACGGCUGCGCAGUGUGGCACAAGCCCAGGGGAGAGCGCUGGAGGACAAUGCUCGAGACUGGAGGAGCUUCAGUGAAAAGAUGGAGAAGGCGCGGUCGGUGUCAGUGGAUCUCCACUCUCGUGUCCCAGACAGCACAGUGGAGAAGGCUGCCACGAGGGCUGCGCUACAAAGCCUGCUAGAAUACCACGACUCCUUCAGCCUGGAGGUGGAGCGGGAACAGUCUGCGCUUGCCCUGCUGGCGCAACACGCAUUCAGCCUGAGAGGAGAGGAACAGCAGGAAGUAGAGGUGGAAACUGAGAAAUCCGACGAGACCCGAGAAGAGGCCAUCUGUUUGAAGGGGAUCCGGAGUAUGGUGGAGAGAUAUGAGAGCCUGGUGCUGCAGGUGCGUGGUAGCAGGGCCCAGGUCCAGCAGGAGCUGAGAGAGAGGGAGGAGGUGGAGAGGGAGCUGGGGCUGGUCAAGGGCUGGAUCCAGGACACCAGAGGACUGCUACUGAGCCCCUCGUCUGAUCUGGACUCCCUGCUGCACGAGCUGGAGACAGCACAUGAUGAGGUCAUCAGUAGGCGCCAGAGUGUUGAGAGGAUGGCAGAGCUGCAACACAGCAAGUACCAGGACCUCCAGACGGCCUUACCCUCUGAACUGAGCAUGCAGCUGGCUGAAGUGACACUCGCCCUGGGCUCUGCUGAGGACCAGGUCCAGGCCAGGGAGAGGGAGGUGCAGCAGACCAAAGAUGUGAAGGAGGACUUUAGUUCCAGACUGCUGGACAUUGAGGGGAAGCUGAAGAACAUCUCUCUGAAGAUCAGUGAGAAAGCUACAGACCUAGAGCAGGCGAAGGAGGAAACCAAGUAUCUUUGUGAAGAGUGUGAGGGUUGUGGUCGCUCUCUGGCUGAUCUGGGCGUGGCAGUGCAGGAGUUUGGGGACCAGAACCCUCUACUGUGUAAGAAGCUGGGAGACGCCCUGUCCCGACUGAGCGAGGUCCAGCGCCUCACCAUGCAGGAGGCCCAGGACAGGGCCAAUCGGCUACGCAAGGCAGAGCAGCAGCUGGAAGAUUAUAAGGGGGUGAGGCAGUUCCUCCUGAGCUGGGCAGAUAAAGCAGAGGCCCUGGUCAGUGGCAGCAUUGUCUGGAGCUCCGCCUCUCAGCUUCAGGAGCAAAUCAGAGCCCACCAGGGGGUGCUGCGUGAAGGCCGUGGUCUCCAUGGUGACCUGGAGGCAAUGGGGGAGAGGGAGGGGCAGCUGGGGGAGGUGCUACAGAUGGAGGGGUGGAGCCAAACCGUAAAACACCUGAGCAGGCACACUGAUGAGCUGCAGCAAAGAGCAAAGACACGCCUCCAGAGCCUGCAGGAUGCCGCCAAGGACAUGGUCCAUUUGGAGGCUGAGGUGAAGACCCUGCACGGCUCUCUGGACCAGGCACAGCUGACCCUCACCUCCCCCGACCUGGCACGGCUCAGCCUUAGGGACCAGCUGACACACAGACAGCGUCUGUUGGUGGAUAUGGAGGCCUUCAAACAGCAGGUGCAAGCGGUGCAGCUGUGUCAGAGCGCCCUCCGGCUGCCGGAGGACGUAGUGGCCAGCCUGCCCAUCUGCAGAACAGCCCAGAGUCUGCAGCUAGAGGCCAGCCAACUACAGCAUACCACCAUCCAGCAGUGCAACAUCCUUCAGGAGGCUGUGGUGCAGUAUGAGCAGUAUGAGCAGGAAGUGAGGAACCUACAGAGGCUGAUUGAGGAAGCUCACCGCAUUAUACAGGACCGACCAGUCUCAACCAGUAACAUACAUGAACUACAGGCCCAGAUACACCAUCACGAGGAGCUAGCCCUGAAGAUCCGAGGCUACCAGGAGCAGAUAGCGUCUCUGAACUCCAAGUGUAAGAUGCUGACCGUGAAGGCCAAGCACGCCACCAUGCUGCUGACGGUCAGUGAGGUGGAGGGGCUGUCCGACGGCGUGGACGAGCUCAGCGAUGAGGAGAUGCCCACCAAACAACCGCCAGCACACCCCUCCGUCGUCAUGAUGACGGCUGGUCGCUGUCACACACUCCUAUCCCCCGUAACAGAGGAGUCAGGGGAGGAGGGCACCAACAGCGAGGUCUCCUCUCCUGCUUGUCGCUCCCCCUCGCCAGGGGCUAAUGCAGACCCUCCCCUUAACCAGGGACGGGCCUCUCUGAGUCGCGCCCCGCUACAGGAACUGUAUGACCCGUCUCUGGAGUCCAAUGCCAACCUGGAUGAUCUGCAGCGGUCCUGGGAAACACUUAAGAAUGUGAUCAGUGAGAAGCAGAAGACUCUGUACGAGGCACUGGAACGCCAGCAGCACUACCAAGAGGCCCUCCAGUCCAUCUCCACCAAGAUGGAGUCCAUUGAGGGGGCUCUCAAUGAGGGCCUGGAGGCCAGCAAGAGCCCUGAGAGCCAGAUGGCCGCACAUCAGGCCCUGAUGGAUGAGAUCCUGAUGCUUCAGGAAGAGAUCGGCGACCUGCAAACGUGUUUCAGCGAGGAGCUUUGUGACAGCCUGGACAGUGACCCCGGGGACCAGCUGGCGCUGCAUUCCACCCUGACCGUCUUGGGGGAGAGGAUGGCCACCAUCCGCAUGAAGGCCUCCGGCAAACGGCAGCUGCUGGAGGAGCGCCUGAGCGAGCAGCUGGAAGAGCAGAGGCAGGAGCAGGCGUUGCAGCGGUACCACAGCGAGGCGCAGGAGCUCGACCACUGGCUCCACAGCACCAAAGCCACGCUGAGCUCCGCCCUCCAGACACACUCCGAGGACAUGGACAUGGAGGAGCAGCUGAUCGACUGCCAGAACAUGCUGUUUCAGAUCGAGCAGAAAGUGGCUUCUCUGUCUGAACUGUCGGUGCACAGCGAGAGCCUCCUUCUGGAGGGGAGGGCAGGAACGCGGGGCGAGGCCGAGCAGCUCAUCUUCAAACUGCACUCCCUGAAAGACAGCCUGGUGGAGCUGCAGAGGAUGCUACAGGACAAGCAGGUGGACAUCCAGGGUUCAUUGCAGGAGCAGGAAGACAGUGAGCCAGACUCGGUACUGUCCCAGAGCCCCAACAUACAGGACUGGCUGUCACAGGCUCGCUCCACCCGUACGCAACAACACCAUGACAACCAGCAACGACAGAGGGAGCUAGAGGAGCAGCUAGCCGAGCAGAGAAGGCUGCUGAAGUCUGUAGCCAGCAUAGGGGAGGAGAUUCUCACCCAUCCGACCUCACCCGAUGGAGACAGUCAAGACAUGCCUGGUGUGUUAUUAGAAACAUUGACCCUUCAGGACCAGAUGAGACAGAAAUGGGAGAGUCUGAGUAAAGACCAGAGCACCAAACUGCAGCUGUCACUUAACUCCCUGGAACAGGAGCAAAUCAACCCAGUUCUCCACAGGUCCUGUGUGUCCAGCCCUGGGGUGGUGUUCCGGGCAGAGGCGGUUGGACAGGACAGACAUUCCCCCAGGGCUCUGUUUGAGGGCUGCUGCCAGACUUUGGAGAUGCUGACCCGAGAGCCGGGGAGUGGAGCUGACAAUAAGACGGGCACGGCCGUGCAGGAGGAGCUGUACGCGGCCGUGUCGGCGGCUUCGUCAUGGCUGGACAGCGCGGAGAACAACGUCCUGUCAGGUCCUGUGCUGCUGUCAGAAGACACGGAGACGCAGCUCUGCAACCUGGAGGGCUUGAGUAAGGAUGUGAGGGAGGUGACAGAGGAGCUGAGCCACUGCCGGGAGCUGUUGGUAGGAGGAGGAGCAGGAUGGAGGAGGCUUUGUGGAGGGGAGGAGCAGGCCCUGAUAGAAUACACUCUGGAUGGGCUGCAAGAGAGACUGGGCCUGCUUGAACAAACCCUGGAGCUACACUGUGAAUCGAUGAAAGAUAGACUGGAGCAAAACACCAGCUUCCAGACUGAAUUGAGACUGCUGUUCACAGCUCUCAGUGACAGUAAACACCAGCUUCUGCAAAGGAUGGCUGGAGCCGUAGAUAGGCCUGCCCCCAAACAGAUAGAGACAUUGUCAGAGGCGGAGGAUGGUCUUAGGGAGUUUGAGCAGAGGGUUGCAGAGCUGAGGAGCAGAGCCGAGGGACUACACCCUGACCAGGUCUCCAAUCAGGAGCUACUGAAACUACAGGAUGCUUUUGAGGAGCUGGUGUUGAUGGUGGGCUCUCGGCGCAGCAGUCUAAACCACAGCCUGUGUCUGAAGGCCCAGUAUGAGAGUGCCCUGCGUGACCUCGCCGAUCUGGUUGACACCGCACAGGAUAAGAUGGCCGCCGACCAGAAGAUGACCGUGGGCUCCGUCAUCGAAGUGCAGAUACUACUGGACAAGCACAAGGAGUUCUUCCAGGGACUGGAGUGUCACAUGAUCCUCACACAGACGUUCUACAGUAAGGUGAGCGGCCUGGUGGUCCAGAGGGAGAGCCAAGUCCUGGAGGAGACCCUGGCCCUGGGACGCAACGUCCUCAAACAGGCCCAUCGCAGAGGGGUCGAGCUGGAGGGAAUACUGGAGUCGUGGAGCAGGUUUGUAGAUGACUACCAGGGUCUGUGCAGACAGCUGGAGUCUGUAGAGUGCAGUAUGCCCACGGUGGGUCUGGUGGAAGAGACCAAGGAGAGACUCACUGACAGGAUCGCCCUGUACCAGCGUAUGAAGGCCAGUCUGACGGAGCACCAGCCUCAGCUCUACCAGGUACUGGAGGACGGGAAGAGGCUGCUCCUGUCUGUGUGUUGCUCAGACCUGGAAAACCAGCUCACCCAGCUGGGAGAUCACUGGCUGUGCUCCACCACCAAGGUCAACAAGGAGCUGCACCGCCUCGACUCCACCCUCAAACACUGGAGCAGGUACAAGAGUGAGUCAGCAGAGUUGAGUCAGUGGUUACGGUCAGCCCUGGACCGCCUGGAGUUCUGGGCCACUCAGUCUGUGACCGUACUACAGGAGCUGGAGACGGUCAGGGACCACCUUUACGCCUUCUUGGAGUUCUACAAGGAGGUGGAUGCGCGGUCUUCUCUGCGCUCCUCAGUGCUGAGUACAGGCAACCAGCUGUUGCGGCUCAAGAGAGUGGAUACGGCUGGUCUGAGAUCUGCUUUAGCCCAGGUGGACACGCAGUGGGCGGAGCUUCUCACACGCAUCCCAGUGGUGCAGGAAAAACUACACCAGCUGCAGAUGGAGAAGCUGGCAUCGCGUCAUGCCAUCACAGAGCUGAUGAGCUGGAUCUCUCUCAUGGAGAACGUGAUCGAGGAGGACCAGCAAAGGAUCACGGGAGUGGUGGGGUCCGAAGUUGUUCAGGACUACCUACAGAAGUAUAAGGGGUUCCGUAUAGACCUGACAUGUAAACAGCUGACAGUGGACUUUGUCAACCAGUCGGUGCUCCAGAUCAGCAGUCAAGACGUGGAGGGGAAGCGCAGUGACAAGACCGACUUCGCCGAGCGCCUGGGAAACAUGAAUCGCCGCUGGCAGAUACUGCAAGGCCUCAUUACUGAGAAGAUCCAGCUGUUAGAAGGCCUUUUGGAGGGUUGGGUGGAACAUGAGAAUGGUGUUCAGUCUCUAAAGACCUGGCUGGCAUUGCAGGAAGACAAACUGAAGAAGAAACACAGGAUUGGGGAUGUAGCAUCGGUGCAGAAUGCAUUAAAAGAUUGUCAGGUGUUGGAAGAGCUGUUGAAGGAGAAAGAGAAGGAUUUAGAGAAAGCUGAGGAAAGAGGGAGCACACUGAUCCAGGAGAAGAGGGGGGAGGCCUGCUCGGUUGUUAUGGAGACCCUAAAAGGUCUGAACCAGUCCUGGACCAACCUGAACAAUAUGAUUGUUCAGAUGAAAGUUAGUCUGCGGUCAGUGCUGGAGAAGUGGACUCUGUAUCAUCGUGCUCUUGAUGAGAUCAAUGGCUACCUGAUGGAGGGGAGGUACUCCAUGUCCCGGCUACGCCUGCUGACAGGCUCCCUGGAGGCUGUACGACAACAGGUGGAGGGCCUGGAGAAUCUGCAGGAGGAGUUGGAUAAGCAGGAGAGCAGUCUAAUGAAGUUUGACUCCGUCACACAGCAGCUGUUAACAGAGUGUCACCUGUCUGUUGCGGACACACUCAACGAUGCCCUCCGGGACAUCAGCAUCAGGUGGAACGGUCUAUCGGAGCAGAUCUCAGAACAGCUGAGGUGCAGCAAGGCUUUGCAGGGUCUGUGGCAGCGCUACAGGGAGCUGUAUGGCCAGAGUGUCUCUUCUGUACACCGGCAGGAGGAGAGGGCCGACAAGCUGCUCAAGAGUGCCACUGACAGCAAUAUUACAGGAGACAAGAGCAGAGCAUGGAUUAAAGAAUGCAAAGAGUUGUUGGGGGCCCAGGCGACAGUACAACAGUCUCUGCUUCAGCUGCAGCAGCUGGCGGAACAGCUGAAGGCUCAGGUCGACGCCUCUUCCAUGGCAGCCCUCCAGUCCGACUGUCUGUCACUCACCCAUCGCCUAGCGACGCUGGAGCACACCCUGCACAGGCAGCAGGAAGUACUUCAGUGUUCGGCUGAGGUCUGUGAAAGUUUCACAGAGCAGUUGGACUCUAUGACCCGUCUGGUUGACAAGGCUAAGGAGGUUUUAAGAGAGACUGACCCUGUUGGAUCGCCUGACGUCGCUGUCGUCCAGGACCGCAUGGACCAACUGAAGAUCCAGAUGUGUAAGUUGAGCAGCCAUUCUCCUGAUCUGGAGCGGGUCAAUGAGCUGGCCUACAGACUGCCUGUGAAUGACGGAGAGAUCAAACGCCUCCAGAGCCUCAACAGGGCCUGGGCCUCCGACUCGGCGCACCUCACCGAACGAUUCAGCAAGCUGCAGGCGCUGUUGCUGCAGCAGCAGAGCUUCCUGCAGAAAUGUGAAGACUGGUUGGACUUCCUGUCCCAGACGGAACAGAAGCUGGCCGCUGAAAUCUCUGGGAACUACCACAGCCUACUGGAGCAGCAGAGAGACCAUGAGUUGUUUCAGGCAGAGAUGUUCAGCAGGCAGCAGAUUCUUUAUUCCAUCAUCAGUGAUGGCCAUCGCCUGCUGGACCAGGGGCAGGUGGACGACAGGGAUGACUUCAGCCUGAAACUGGCCCUGCUGGGAAAUCAAUGGCAGGGUGUAGUGAGGCGGGCCCAGCAGAGGAGAGGGAUAAUUGACAGUCUGAUCCGCCAAUGGCAGCACUACAGGGAGAUGGCAGAGAAGCUGCGACGGUGGCUACAGGAAGUAUCUCAUGACCCGGAAGUGCAUCCACAGGGAGAGCCGGUGGCCUUACAACAAGCCAGGACAAUGCUGGACCAGAUACAGUUGAGGGAGCGUGUGCUGCAGAGGCAGCAAGGCGGCUACAUCUUGGCUGUGGAGGCAGGGCGGAGCCUGCUGCUGUCAGCUGAUGCCAGGGCGGAGUCAGCGUUGCAGACGGAGCUGACUGACAUGCAGGAGAGAUGGAGACACACCAACGUUCGAUUGGACGAACAUAAGAGAGAGCUGCUCUGCCUGCUCAAGGACUGGGAGCGCUGUGAGAAGGGCAUAGCUGCUUCUCUGGAGAAGCUGAGGGCCUUCAAGAGAAAGCUGUCCCUGCCUCUACCCGACCACCAUGAGGAGCUGCACUCAGAGCAAGUCCGCUGCAAGGAGUUAGAGAGUAGUGUGGAGGGCUGGACUGAUGAUCUCACCUCUCUGUUCCUGCUGAGGGAUUCUCUGGAGGGCGUGGUCAGUGGUGAUGACCUCACAAUCCUUCAGGACCGCCUCCUGCUGUUACAGCGGCAGUGGGAGGAGAUCUGUCACCAGUUGUCUUUGCGCCGGCAGCAGGUGAGCGAGAAAUUGAACGAGUGGGCGGUGUUUAACGAGAAGAACAAAGAGCUGUGCGAGUGGCUCACCCAGAUGGAGAGCAAGGUCUCUCAGAACGGAGACAUCAGCAUCGGGGAGAUGAUCGAGAAGCUGCGCAAGGAUUACCAGGAGGAGAUAAGUGUCGCCCAGGAGAACAAGCUUCAGCUGCAGGUGAUGGGGGAGCGCUUGGCCCGGGCCAGUCAAGAAAGCAAGGCCACAGAGAUACAAAACAAACUCGGCAAGGUCAACGAGCGCUGGCAACACCUGCUGGAUCUCAUUGCUGCCAGGGUGAAGAAGUUGAAGGAGACUUUGGUUGCGGUGCAGCAGCUGGAAAAGAAUAUGAGCAGCCAGCGCUCCUGGCUUGCUCACAUUGAGACCGAGCUAUCCAGACCAAUCAUCUAUGACACCUGUGAUGCCCAGGAGAUACAGAGGAAACUCAACCAGCAGCAGGACAUCCAGAGGGACAUCGAGAAGCACAGCACCGGCGUGGCGUCUGUGCUGAACCUGUGCGAAGUGCUGCUGCAUGACUGUGACGCGUGCUCCACGGAGACGGAGUGUGACUCCAUCCAGCAGGCCACCAGGGGGCUGGACCGGCGCUGGAGGAACAUCUGUGCCAUGUCCAUGGAGCGGAGACUCAGGAUCGAGGAGACAUGGCGGCUGUGGCAGAAGUUUCUGGAGGACUACUCUCGAUUCGAGGACUGGCUGAAGGCCUCUGAGAGGACCGCUGCCCUUCCAAACUCUUCAGGAGUUCUGUAUACCGUCGCCAAGGAGGAGCUCAAGAAGUUUGAGGCGUUCCAGAGGCAGGUUCAGGAAUGCCUGACUCAGCUGGAACUGAUCAAUAAGCAGUACCGCCGUCUGGCAAGAGAGAACCGCACAGACUCCUCAUGUCACCUCCGAGAAAUGGUGCAUGAUGGGAACCGGCGAUGGGAUAACCUGCAGAAGAGGGUAGCCUCUAUUCUGCGCAGGCUCAAGCACUUCAUUGGUCAGAGGGAGGAGUUUGAGACGGCCAGAGACAGCAUCUUGGUGUGGCUGACCGAGAUGGACCUGCAACUCACCAACAUAGAGCACUUCUCAGAGUGUGACGUCCAGGCCAAGAUCAAACAGCUAAAGGCCUUCCAGCAGGAGAUCUCUCUUAACACGGGGAAGGUUGAGCUAGUGUUCCGACAGGGGGAGGCCCUCAUUGAGAAGAGUGAGCCCAUGGAUGCAGCGGUUAUUGAGGAGGAGCUGGAGGAACUGCAGCGGUACUGCCAGGAGGUUUUUGGACGUGUCGACAGAUACUACAAGAAGCUGACGCGGCUGCCUCUGGCCGAUGAUGAACUAGACAGCUCGGACCGAGAACUGGACAUGGACGAGUCGGCUGACCUUUCCGACCUGCAGUGGGGCGACUCCUCUAUUCCACGCCCCUUCAGCCGGCCGGCCUCGGGUUCUGUUCUCCCCCGAGCAGAUGGCUCGGGCCGGGACACCCCAGCCAGCAUGGACUCCAUCCCCCUGGAGUGGGACCACGAUUAUGACCUCAGCCGGGAUCUGGACAGCACCGGGGUGCGUGGUCUGGGGCCGGAGAGGAGUCCAGGACAGGAGAGGGCGGAAGAGUACCUUCGGACGACUGGCGCUGAGCUGUCAGAUGUUAUUAUACCAGAAAGCCCAGAGGCCUAUAUAAAAUUGACAGAGAGCACUCUGAGGUCCUCUUCUGGUGAGCCAGGUCAACUGGAAGCCCACUUGAGACAGAUGGACCAGGCUCUGGACUCUGAGCACUUCUAUCUACAGCAGAGAGAGGGCGCUGUCCACACUGGCAAGACCAGCACCAGCCCGGAGCUGGAAUCGGCCUACAUGGGCUAUAUGCGUCUGAUGGGAGAGUGUCGGGGAAGUCUCGAUGCCGUGAAGAGGGUUGGAGGAGAACUGACCGAGGAGGACGAUGAAGUGCCUGGACUCAAUAACCCCGCCGGCACAGACAGCCCCAAUGCAGGUGUGAUCGAGCGCUGGGAGCUGAUCCAGGCUCAGUUGCUGAGCGAAAAACACAGAGAGAAGCAGAACCUGCAGCAGUGGCGACAACUGAUCUCAGACCUGCAGACCAUGAGGGCGUGGCUGGGCCAGGCCGAGGCGGAGCUGGGACACCUCCGGGAGCUGGACCUCAGAGCGGACAUACAAACUAUUGAGCAGAGGAUCAGAAAGCUCAAGGAGCUGCAGAAGGCAACGGACGGCCACAAGUCCCAGGUCCUGUCGAUCAACCUGAGUAGUGCAGACUUCCUCCAAUCAGAGCCCGACUCCGAGGAGGCUUGGAAGCUUAGGGACGACCUGAAGGAGAUGAACUCCCGCUGGGAUUGGCUGGGUUCAUCACUAGAGGACUGGAGGGCAACGCUGCAGAGUGCCCUUAUGCAGUGUCAGGAGUUCCAUGAGCUGAGUCAUGGCCUGCUGUUGUGGUUGGAGAACAUCGACCGCAGGAGGAACGCCGUCGUCCCCAUCCCCCACGGCCUAGACCGCGAAACUCUACAAGCUCACCACGGAACUCUCACGCAAAUAAAGCGUGAGCUGGUGGACUCUCAGCAAAAGGCCGCUUUCCUCCAGGAGUUCUCCACCCAGCUGCUGGUACACACACAGCCCCCGGCGCAGACCCAGAGCCAGCCGCAGGUUUCAGAGCAGGCCCAGGGUAGCGAGCGUCUUGAGGCCCAGGAGAAGGUUCAUGUGAUCGGGAACAGGCUGCGACUGCUCCUCCGGGAGGUCAACGCUGACCUGGAGGGCCUGGAGAGGAGACUGGAGACUGUGGUGACACAACAGGACUCCCUGCCCUUGUCUCCUGUGGACAAAUCAGAUACCUCUGGAUCCACCAGCCCCGCCUCUGAGGGGAUUGUGAUGAAUCGCCGGCGAUCGCCCCGGGGCAAAAGUAGUCAUGCCUACCCAGGACCCCCUGAAAGCAGCCCGCAUCACAGUCUGACCAGGUCGUCAGGCAUGGCUGGCUGCGCUUCUUCCCGUUCUGACAACCCCCUGGCCUCAUCUUUGUCGCGGCCCCCAACGGGUCAAUCCUUCAUUUUGAGGGUCCUGAGGGCAGCCCUACCCCUCCAGCUCCUUCUCCUGCUAUUGAUUGGCUUAGCCUGCCUGGUUCCCAUGACAGAAGAGGACUACAGCUGUCACCAUGCCAACAACUUUGCCCGCUCUUUUCAUCCAAUGUUGCGCUACACCAACGGACCUCCACCCAUUUGAGGGGGGAUCAGUUCCUGCUUCAAGGAAGACUUUCUCAUUCCUAUUGAAUGUACAUUAAACAGAAGACUACUUCCCAGGCUAUAUAAACACUCUCCCACUUCCCUCAGGACUUAAUUCAUCUGCCAUGCAAUGAUUCAUUUUAGACCUGCUAACCCUUAUCACUGAAUAACAAAAGAUCCCUGGGCUACGUGACCUAAAAAACUCUAAACAACCACCUACAAAAUGAAUAGACAUAUACCCUGCGUCUCCUUAAAUCAAAAACAAAAUGGAGAACUAUUUAUUUUUAUUUUUUAUAGUCAUCUGUGUUUUAUUUUUUUACGUUUCUGAGGAAAUGUCUGAAGUUGGGGGGGGAAACAUGACUAUUUAUAUGUUUGGAGCCAAAGUGGGUUGUGCUAUGUGUAAUUCAGAGAGUUCAGUGCUGCUGCUAUUUAUGUGUUAGUCAGCAUUUGGUAGAUGUUAGAAUAAUUUAAAAUGCAGUGUCACCUAGAGAAUAGGAUGUCCAACUGUAAGUACAUAGGCUAGGCUGCCAGUGAAGUUUAGACAACAAACACAUUUCCAUUACUGCUAGAGUCUCUAUAGACCUUAAAGGUUAACCUUGACAACUGACACGGGGGGGGAACUAAAUAGACAUGACUGAUCAUAUUGUGUUUCAUAACUGCUUGGUGUUAUUCAUUUAGGGUUAGGUGGCCUAAAGUAGUCCAAAUGUUUAAGCCGCUGCCUCCGAUGCACCACUACAGCAUAGGUUUGAAUCCAGACCACUUUCCUGUCGUGUAAAGCAUGUAAAAAUAUCUUUAAAUGUAGCGCUGAAAUGUAGUUACGGGUUGGCCGUCCAGUGACAUCCCUUUAGUCCUACCCCACUGACACAAGCACUGUUGAAUGAAGGUACUGCACUGAAGCAGUAUCCCUGCUAGGGCCAAGAUAAGUAUUUAACAAUGGUUUUAUUUCAGUGUUUUGAAACAAAACAACCGAGGCAACAAUAAGAAUCAUGUGAAUCGAGAGUUCAGGUGAUUUGUAUAUUGAUGUUUGAAAUGCCUUGAAUAUGGCAUUUAUUUUUUUACGUUUUAUCUUUUAUGAGCAUGUUAAUGUCCCAAAAAUAAAUCACUGGUAGCAUUGAGUGAAGGGAUACGAAAUAGUGUGCUUUGUAAUAAUAAUAAUGAUGAUGAUUUUACCUGGACGGAGACAUUAUCUUUAGGCUGUAAAAACAAUAAAAUAUGAAAAUGGCUAUUUACGUAUGUACAGUUUGCUAAUGCUGACCUGCAGAGGAAUACCAUCUUUGCAUAUAAUAAAAUGCAUAUUAAAUA
Molecule: messenger RNA, 28111 nt
Organism: Esox lucius (northern pike)
Lineage: Eukaryota; Metazoa; Chordata; Actinopteri; Esociformes; Esocidae
Gene: syne1a
Product: spectrin repeat containing, nuclear envelope 1a
Exons: 148
Coding region: 186-26810 (8874 amino acids)
Cellular component (GO): membrane
Molecular function (GO): protein binding
Source: RefSeq, a predicted model, not a curated record